AUGUUGGAAGCUGCCUUGGUGUUCGAGUUCCACAAGCAUGUGGGAUGCAGAAACCAAAGGGGCACUGGUGGUGAUGGGGCUCUGAAUCGAAAGGACCCCAGCCCACCACCCUAUUUUGUUUAUGUCACCGGUGGCAGGGCCGAUCAAAUGCGGCGAGCUCCUUGCAAGCACCUUGUGGAGCUGGCCCGGGCGGAGGUGGCAAGGAAUGUCGCUGCAAGCCGUACACUGAGAGCAUUUGCUCAGGUACGGCUCAAGGAUGCUGAAGCAGGGCUUCACAAAGUUUUGGUGGACAAUGGCUACAGUGCACCAGUGACUGUUGAUGAAAUUGAUCUUGGAGAACCAAAGUACAGGCGAUUCCCAUUCAUCAAGCUAAGUUCAUGGGCCCAACACCUUUUGGACACGAACAGGUUGCCCAAACAAUUUGUUGGAGUGAAAAGCUUGGAGAAAAUGCAGCCUGUGCUGGUGGAGUAUUGGCGGAGGUUCAAACAGUUGAGGCCAAACCAUCGUGUGUUUGAAUUGGAAGCUGCUGGUACAAUUUCGCUGUCCAACUGCAUCCCAUAUUAUUCACACAGCGACGAAGGACGAUCGUUCAAGCACCUCCCCAUUUGGAUUCUUUCUUCCCACGGCGCAUUGGGAAGAGGAACUAGGUUCUACUUGGCUUCUGGAAAACAUAGAGCACCUCUUAGGAGGAACGGCAUGGGCCUCAACUUCGUAGGAAAGACGUGGAGCACAAAUUACAUCUUCACUGCAGCCAUGAAGGUAGUGCUUGUUGAUGUUCCAGAUGCAUUGGACAAAUUGGUUGCUGCCUUUGCCUCUGAUGCCCAAAUGCUGUUGGAGACAGGCUUGCUGUCUAGAGAUGGUCAAACAAGAGUUUGGCUGGCGCACAUAGGUACAAAGGGUGAUCUUCCAGCACUAGUGAAACUAGGAGGGAUGAAGAGAUCAUUCAGCAAUGUGCCUCGAGGUCCAAGCUCCAAACGUGCGUGCCGUGGGAUCUGCCAUGCCUGCAUGGCAGGGCAGGAAUUGGAUGCAAAUCAAGGUCGUGCAGCUGUGCCUUUCGAGGACUUCAGUCCGAAUGCGGCAUGGGUCUCAACAAGGUUUCAGGAAUUGCCUUGGGAUGUCACGCCUCCUAUCGUCCAGGGACUUCAUUUGUCAGAGGAAGACCAAACGAGCUUUUUCAACAUUGAUCUUUGGCACAAUUGCCACAUGGGCAUUUGCAAGCACUUCUGCGCCAGUUCUUUCAUCGGGAUUCUUGAGUCAGAUCUUGAUGCUGUGCCGCGUGUGGGCAUGGAGGCCAAAUUUCAGUGGAUUACCCAAAUCUACUUGAACUAUUUCAAGAGCAGAAGGGUGAACCCAUUUGUUCGGGAAAUCAGCAGAGACACCAUGAAUUUUCCUGCAGGGACAGCGUGUCCCAUCGGGAAAUGGUCUAAGGGUCAAGCCUCCACUGAGAUGAUGAUGUUCCUGCAUUUCUUUUGUCGGCAGUACAUAGAGGGCAACACGGCUGACCCUUUGCUGCUGACAAUAGCUGAUGCUGCUCGGGCACUGAAUUUGGCGCUUUCAACUUUGUAUCGGUCAGGGUACUGGCUCCAAAAAGAAAAGGCUGCACUACUGGCAAAGUUGAUGUUUCGGUUCUUGGCAUUGUACGCUAAGUGUGCAGAGUUGACAUUGAGGCAGGGAAAACGGCGCUUCGCAAUGGUGCCGAAGCUACACAUGCUUGCGCACGCUGCCUUUGACCUUCAAGACCAAUCAUCUCGUGCGGAGUGGGCACACAACCCGCUAGCCAUGACAAACCAGAUUCAGGAAGAUUUCAUCGGAAGGCCCUCGAGAAUCAGCAGGAGAGUCAACAUACGAUCCCUGCAUAAAUCACUGAUUAUGAGAACUUUGAUUGUUUACCAGGACAGCUGGCGAGUGGCUGAUAGUGAUGAAAGGGGUAUGGAUGGGUAUCCCGAUGUGUGA
Durusdinium trenchii is the source of this 1953-nucleotide messenger RNA. The record is from the annotation of a GenBank genome assembly. Lineage: Eukaryota; Dinophyceae; Suessiales; Symbiodiniaceae.